This is a messenger RNA of Chelmon rostratus (copperband butterflyfish), 3219 nucleotides long. It is a transcript of the gene fermt3b, whose product is annotated as FERM domain containing kindlin 3b. Gene Ontology annotation, biological process: cell-matrix adhesion; leukocyte cell-cell adhesion; integrin activation. The record is from RefSeq and is a predicted model, not a curated record. The coding region runs from base 224 to 2161 and encodes 645 amino acids. NCBI's taxonomy places the organism in Eukaryota, Metazoa, Chordata, Actinopteri, Chaetodontiformes, Chaetodontidae. Gene Ontology annotation, molecular function: integrin binding. Gene Ontology annotation, cellular component: cell-substrate junction. The transcript has 15 exons.
CUUGACAGAAGUGACACAAGCUGCGCAGACACAGCUACACAGACCGCAACCAGCCCAGCCCGAGGGAGGCGAAACUUCUGCACAUUUUCACAGCAAAACCUGGUAAACUUCUUCAGAGAUCUGACAGAAGAGCAGGAGUCCACCCAUUUGCAUCACUCAAAAUCUUGGACUGAGGAGACUAACGACCCGUCUCCUGCAUCUCUCUCUCUCUCUUAGUCCCAGUAUGGCAGCGUGGGACCUGUCAGUCACAGUGGAGGACCUGGGGUCCGACGCGCCACCUGUCACCCUCAGCGUGGCCUCUGACCUCCACAUCGGAGGGGUCAUCCUGAAGCUGGUGGAAAAGACACAGAUCAAGCGUGAUUGGUCGGACCACGCGCUGUGGUGGGAGCAGAAGCAGCGGUGGCUGCUGCGGACCGCCUGGACUCUGGAGAAAUAUGGCAUCCACGCUGAUGCCCGGCUGGUCUUCAUGCCCCAGCACAAGCCCCUGAGGCUGUGUCUGCCCAACGGCGUUACCCUGCGGCUCCGAGCCUGUUUCUCCAACCCCGUGUUCCAGACCGUGAUGGGCAUCUGCAGAUUGCUCAAUAUCCGUCACCCCGAGGAGCUCUCGCUCCUUCGGCCCGUAGAGCAGAAGAAGAAGAAGAAAGAUAAAGACUCGGCUGAGGAGAUCUACGACCUGACCGAGGUGCCCCUCUCCUCGGCAUCCCGGCCCUCUCUGUAUAACGGCAUGCCGGCUCACUUCGCUGACUCACCUCAGAUGGAGGCCGUCUACAAGAUGCUGUCAGUCACCCAGCCUCCCCCUGCCCCCGAGGUCAUAGCCAAGCAGUACCGCCCAGCCAGCGUGGUGGACAAGGCCCACAUCCAUGGCAGGUGGUUGGACUCAUCCCGUUGUCUUAUGCAGCAGGGCAUCCAAGAAAAUGACAGAGUUGGGCUUCGCUUCAAAUACUUUGCCUUCUAUGAUAUGGAGCCCAAGUACGAUGUUGUGCGUCUGACCCAGCUGUACGAGCAGGCGCGCUGGGCCAUCCUGCUGGAGGACAUCGACUGCACCGAGGAGGAGAUGAUGCUGUUUGGAGCUCUGCAGUACCACAUCAGUAAGGUGUCUCAGUCAGAGCCCAUGAUGCUGAGCUCCAGUGCGGCCAUGGAUGACCUGGAGUCCGCCCUGCUGUGCCUGGAGGUCAAGAUGGAGGGAGAGAGCAGCUCUGCAUCCGAGAUGCUGGAAAACAUGACAGCACCAGAACUCAACGACUAUUUGAAGAUAUUCAGGCCAAAAAGGCUGACUCUGAAGGGAUAUAAGCAGUACUGGUUCAAGUUCCAGGAUACCUCCAUCUCUUAUUUCAAGAGCAAAGAGGAGAGCGUCGGGGAGCCCAUUCAACAGAUUAACCUCAAAGGGUGUGAGGUGGCUCCGGACGUUAACGUGGCAGCACAGAAGUUCCUCAUCAGACUCCUGAUACCAGCACCCGAGGGCAUGAAUGAGGUCUAUCUGCGCUGUGAAAACGACCAGCAGUACGCUCAGUGGAUGGCUGCAUGUCGACUAGGCUCCAAAGGCAAGACUCUGGCCGACAGCAGCUUCCAGAGCGAGAUCCAGAGCAUCUGCUCCUUUCUGGCUAUGCAAAAGACCAACUCCGGUUCCCAUGGCAACGCACCUGCUAACGACGAAAGCAUCAAUACUCACAGUCUGGUGUCGCCACGCUACCAUAAGAAGUACAAAACCAAGCAGCUGACCCCUCGAAUCCUGGACGCAUACCAGAACGUGGCUCAGCUCUCACUGACAGACGCGGUGAUGCGCUUCCUGCAGAUCUGGCAAGCGCUGCCUGACUUUGGCCUGUCAUACGUCGUCGUCAGGUUUAAGGGCAGUCGGAAAGACGAGGUACUUGGCAUUGCUCCCAACCGUCUGAUCCGUAUUGACCUGGGCGUGGGUGAUGUGGUGAAGACCUGGCGCUACAACAACAUGAAGCAGUGGAAUGUCAACUGGGACAUACGACAGGUGGCCAUAGAGUUUGAAGGCAACGUCAACAUUGCUUUUAGCUGUGUGACCGCCGACUGCAAAAUUGUUCACGAGUUCAUUGGAGGCUACAUUUUCAUGUCCACGCGCAGUCGUGAGAAGAGCGACACGCUCAAUGAGGAGCUUUUCCACAAGCUGACCGGAGGCCACGAAGCUCUCUAGGACUAAAACACUCAAAAAAAUACAAUCCUUCACAGUCCACAUCAGAUCUACUGUGUGUCUCAGCCGUGGAAAACCAUGUGGGAUAGGCUUUUAUAUUCCAACUACAAAACAACACAAGAGUAGUAGUCAAAAUGAGGUAUUCUGUUGAUGUGUAAAUGCAUUACAACCCACCUCGUCAGUCCAUGUUUUUAUACAGCACACACACACAUACCCACACAAUGUAGCUACAUCAAAAGAUGGAUUUCCAUGUUCAGACAGUUCAAGACUCCUGUGGAUCUCAUGCCGAUUUGUGCUUUAUUUGAGGAUGGACUACUGCAGGGCCAAACUGCUGGACAUCUGGUCCAGGAUCAGCAGGCUUGACAAUCAAACGGAAAUGUAAAAUCAACAGACGUAUCAGCCAGCAGCAACUUUACUUUGUUCAGCUCGCUGUAUCUGGACUUCCUGCUGCUCAGGACAGAAAGCCUUGCUUUGUCCAGAGCUGCAGUUUUAUUGUCACUUAGACUUUAGUGUGAAAUUUAUGGCACAUUAUAGCAGCCACAUUAUCACAGCCAAGAAUCAACAACAAGGAGAAAAACACAAGCUCACAUGAAAUGUUUUCCCUAAUACAUUUAUGAAUAAACAAACAUUUAUUAAAAUAAAUACAACAAUUCACUUUUCAUUUUCUGUUGUCUUCACUCCUUAUGCUCUGACAUAUGGUGGUAAUUACUGUUUCUUACACAGGAAGCUUCAAACCAUUUAUCUCCCCUCACAUGCUCUGUGUGUGUGUGUGUGUGUGUGUGUGCCCCCAUAUCUGACAAGAAACUGUUGAAGUAGUCCGUUAACUAAAACCACAGUAUCUGCAUCCUCUGUUUUCCCAUACUUUGUCAAGUGUAAAGUGACUAACCACAGACACAAUAUGUCCUCAAAGGCUCCUCCAGCAGUCAGUGUGUCUGUUUGUAACCAGGGUUAUGUUUUAUUAUCUUGGUAGCAAAUGUGUGCUACAGUUUAUGUAGCACUAACGAUGCAAUAGAGAAAAGCAAGCCUCCAUAUGCAUAAAUAAAAAGUGACAUUUGCCAGCA